AUGAACAAUUCUGGCAUAGAGGCAAUUUCCGAUAACGCUCGCAGGUUUCUGGAACAGACACAAUCGGUGUGUCACGAAUCGAAUAACAGACUGUCUUUAGUCAAGACAAGAAUUCGAGACUGGCAAAAAUAUAGGUCAAAACUGCGAUUUAUACUAGACUGCAUUGGGGAACAAUGCAGUUAUUUGGCCAACGUACUUUUAAAAAAUGGCAUUGGAAAAACGCUAAUUGAAAAACAGUGGGGCCGAAUGGUUUUGGUAGACUUGGCAGGAGAAAUGGAAUGGUGGCAGAGAGACAUUCAGAAAAUGAUAAAAAGGCUUGAUAGUGUGCAAAAUAUCUUAGAGAAACAACGAAAAUCAACGCUAGGUGAUUUCAUCUCGCGGGACAAUUCCCAUAUGUUGGACAUGAAACUUGACGAACUUCCGGUGAUUAGGAAACAGGUCGAGAACAUUUCUAGACAAUACCAGCAAACGCUAGGCAAAGUUCAAACCCAAUUGAUAGGUAUCAGACUGAAGAAACUGGAAGAAGAAUUUGACUCUCGGUUCGGAGAUCAGUGCGAAGCGAACUUGAAGUUGGACGACCAAUUCACGGUGGAAGCCGACCAAUUGGAACACGAGCUUGCCGACUUUCUCAAGUCGUUUACUGAUCAUUUUGAUAAAUGCAGCAUGUUGAUGUCAGGAACAUUGACACCUAGUGGGAGCAAGUCACUUUACGAAAUCGUCGAGCGCGACGACAAAGAGCUUCCUGCCAUCGAUACCGCACUACACGAGGCGGCAAAAGAUGUGUCCGACUUUGCCAAAGAGGUCAACGCUCUUUUGGACGCCAAAGAGGGGGAAAAAAGCCAUAUGGAAGCUUCGCUUGUUAAAAUUCUUGCGGACCUGCAAAAACAUGAGGAAUACAUCCUAGUUUUUGAGGGUAUCUCUAAGCUGAUUGAGAGAUUCAGGAACUCCUGUUUGGAAGGUAUCCAUCAAAGUAAAGAGCUCUUGAGCUUCUACGUUAACUUUGAAAAUAGCUAUCACAAACUGCUAUCGGAAGUGGAACGACGGCAAGAAACCGCGACUAAGAUGUCACAAAUUCUAGAAAACUGCGAAGCUCAACUUAAAAAGUUGGAUGCGGCAGACAUACGACAGCGACAAGUGUUUUUGCUGGAAAACGGUGACUUUCUUCCCGAAACCAUCUGGCCCAACGAAAUUGGAAAUCUUUCCUCGCUUUACACACUCGAUUACAGUGUUAGAGACGUUUGA
Messenger RNA from Lachancea meyersii CBS 8951, 1242 nucleotides. The record is from the annotation of a GenBank genome assembly. NCBI's taxonomy places the organism in Eukaryota, Fungi, Ascomycota, Saccharomycetes, Saccharomycetales, Saccharomycetaceae.